AUGGAGGGGGGAGGGCCAGAGGCGGGCGUCACGUUCCUGCGGCUGGCGGACGGCCGGGGCUGGGUGUUCGACACCAAGCCCGGCUUCGGCACGAUGUGUGUCCGGGUCGCCCCCGCCGCGGACCAAGGGGCCUUGCCGUCCGCCGCUGCGCCGGGCCGCCCCCCGACGCAGGCCGCGCAGGUGCUUCCACACGUUCCAUCUGCUCCGCCAACGUUUCCAGGAACAACGCCGAUGUUCCCAGGGACGCUGCCGCUGCACGCCGCCCUCGCCCCGGGCGCGCCCCUCCCGGCGGCAGGCCUGGGGCCAGACGCCAACAUCUGGGUCCAGCGCUACGGCCUGCCCUCGCUGGAGACGCGCGCGGUGCCCGACGUCGACGGUCCCAGGACGGGGCACCUGCUGAUGCCAGGAGACAGUUUCCUGGUGGCGGAGGAGCUCAUGGGCCCCAGCGGGGUCAGGUACCUCCGGCUGGCCGACGGCAGGGGCUGGGCCUUCGACUACAAGCCGGGCGUCGGGCCCAUGUGCGCCAGGUACGCGCACUCAGCGCCGCAGCCGGCGCCUCUGCCCAGCGGCGGCCUGGCCGGACCGGCAUGGCCGGACUGGCCGGCUGUCAGACCCGGCGGGACCGCCACGGCCUCGGCGCCCCUCGUCGGCGCCCCGGCGCCGGCGCCCGGAGCCUGCGGGCUGCGGCCCUCGGCGUCCUUCGUCGGCGGGGCUGCGCCGCCGCCACUGGCGCCCUUUGGCCCGGCGCUGCUGCAGGCGCCGGCGCAGAGCAUUGCGCUCGGCGCCACCACGCACAGCGUGGCGGCGCCACCGACCCGGGCCACCCUGACGCCGCCCGCUGUCAUCUCGCACUCGCCAGGGCUGGGCGCCCCGAGCGGCGUGCCCCCCGCUGGCCCGCUGCCGUGCGCGGCGGGCGGCAGCCUGUCGCCGGUGGCGCAGUACACGGUGCCGCCAGAG
This is a messenger RNA of Prorocentrum cordatum, 957 nucleotides long. The record is from the annotation of a GenBank genome assembly. Lineage: Eukaryota; Dinophyceae; Prorocentrales; Prorocentraceae.